AUGAAAUCGUCAAAGUGCGCCCCGCAAUUUGGAAAAAAUAAAAAAAAACUGCUCCUCAACAAGAGGAAGUUAAUCGAGAAGAAACGUAAUGCACAUACGAAAGAUCUGAUCGAAACAUUAAAUGAAUUUACCAUAAAAACACAACUUGCUCUGCUCGAAGAUGCGUUUACAUCAUACAUGGGUAUACAUGAGCAGUUGGCCGAUCUAGAUGAAGAUGAUCAACAACAAGAGCACAUAGACAAGCUGAUGGAAGUGUCUGACACAUAA
Messenger RNA from Macrosiphum euphorbiae (potato aphid), 267 nucleotides. The record is from the annotation of a GenBank genome assembly. Lineage: Eukaryota; Metazoa; Arthropoda; Insecta; Hemiptera; Aphididae.